Trifolium pratense (red clover) is the source of this 2456-nucleotide messenger RNA. Its product is annotated as something about silencing protein 10. The record is from RefSeq and is a predicted model, not a curated record. Bases 219 to 2201 code for a protein of 660 amino acids. Gene Ontology annotation, cellular component: nucleolus; small-subunit processome. NCBI's taxonomy places the organism in Eukaryota, Viridiplantae, Streptophyta, Magnoliopsida, Fabales, Fabaceae. The transcript has 17 exons. Gene Ontology annotation, biological process: maturation of SSU-rRNA from tricistronic rRNA transcript (SSU-rRNA, 5.8S rRNA, LSU-rRNA).
AAUAAAAAUAAGAAAUGGCAAAAAAAAAAAAAAAAAACUGAAAUUAGGUUCCAAAAUAUGAAAUUUUCGUUUUCCUUGUGACAGUAAAUUUGAGCUCUCGUAAACCCUAAACCCAUUCUCCCAAGCAGAGCCUGUUGCCGCCACGAAAGGAGCUCGCCACCACGCCUUUCGUCGACGACGUCAAGCCCUCACGACCAAACCCAAAAACAUAGCACAGGAUGGGGAAAAGAGGAGGGAAGAGUUAUCAGAAGAAAGAUGUCAAAGAUGCCACAACAACUUCUCGGCGCGACCGUCAUGUCUUUACUGCUGAGGACAUGGACGAUGACAUUGAUGCCUUUCAUAAGCAGAGGGAUAUUGUUCCGCUUGACAUAAAUGCUGAUUCUGGAGAAUCAGAUGAAGAUGAUGAAAUACCUAUUUUCGAGUCUAAGGAUAUUGAUAAUGAAGAAACCGAUGAGGACGAGGAAGAGGAUGAUGAUGGCAAGAGCUUUAUGUCAAAACUAAUUAGGCAAAAGAAAUUUUUAGAUACAGAGCUUGGUGGAGAUGAAGACGUAAGUCAAGAUGAUGAUGAUGAAGAUGACGGAGGUCUGAAAUCAACUACAGGUGGACGAAAGUAUAAGCACGGUGCUGAGAAUCUUAAUUUUGAGCAACAAGCAAGUGAUGAUGAAGAUGCAAAAGAAGAAGAAAAAAUUGCAUUACAAAUGCAAAGGAAAAAAACAACAUUCUUUACAGAGGAAGAAUUCGAGCUUGCGGGCAUAAGUGAAGACAAGCAUGCAAAAGAUAAAGGAAACAGAGAAAUAAAAUCACUGGAUAGCAAUGCAACUUUCAAGGUUGAGGAUCUGAGUGCUUUGUCAAAGGAGGAGCAAAUGAACGUUCUGUAUAGGUCUGCUCCAGAAUUAGUUGAUUGGUUGUCAGAAUUAAAUGAAGCGCACAAACAGCUUGAAUGCAAAAUUAAACCAUUUUUAAGCAAGGUUAAAAAUGGGGGAAUAAUUACUGAAGGAGGAGUGCGUUAUUUUGAGUUGAAAGAGCUUCUUUUGCUGUCCUAUUGCCAAGCUAUAACCUUCUAUCUUCUACUCAAGUCUGAAGGGCAGCCAGUCGAUGAUCAUCCUGUAAUGGCUCGCCUUGAAGAGAUCAAGGAAUUAAUGAAUCAGAUAAAACAACUUGACGAAGAACUUCCAGUUGAACUUGAGGACAUCCUUAAAGGAAGUAGCGCGUUAGAAACAGUAGUCAAAUCAGAUAACAAGGAUGCUCCAAUGCAAGCCGAUUCUAUCACUAAAAACCAAGAACAACCUCUGGUCUCUGUUAGAUCAACAGAAGCAGUGUCUAGCAACAUAGUUGAGAUGAAAAAAUCAGAUGCCUCAAAGGACAGUGUACAAAAAGGAAAAAAAGUAAAAAAUCAGAAGGAUCACAUUGGCGCACAGAGUUUGGAAAUGUUGAAAAUUAGAGCUUCCCUUGAGGAAAAAUUGAGACAAAAGGGUUUGUACAGUCAAAUUGCUCCAAAUCCUAGUAAUUCUCUGAAGCGUUCAAGACCAGCUAAUGGCCAGCUUGCAACAUAUGACGAUUUUGAUGAUGAUGCUGUGGGUGUUAAUGGUCCAGCUGGAAUGUCUAAUGGUCUUGUCUCCAGUAAAGUUUCACCGUUUGUUAGUGCUAAUCUGAAGAAACUCAAGGUGGCUUCUGGUGAUGAUGAUUUGCCCAAGAGAGAUGUUUUUGGGGAACGACGGAGGAAACAUGAGGUUCGGGUGAUGGCUGGUGCUGGAGUUAAGACUGAGGAUGACAAUGGUGAUGAUCAAAUGGAUAAUCUUGAAUCUCAUGAAGUUGAUGAUGAAGAGGAGGACUCUGAAAGUGGGGGAGACUCGGAAAAUGAAUUAUACAAUCAAGCAGAAAGAUUGCAAGCUUUAAAACGUGCUUCGAAAACUGCAACCUACUCGUCCAAUUCAAGUAAAUCAGCUGUCUCCUCUCUGGCAGAGGACACUGUGGAUGGAAAGCGCUAUAUCACUUCUCAGAUGUCGAAGAACAGAGGGCUAACUAGAAGUCGCAACAAGAAUAAAAAGAAUCCUAGAAAGAAUUACAAGCUCAAGCAUCAAAAAGCCCUUAGGAAUCGCAAGGGACAGGUUCAGGCUAUCAGAAGUCAAAGUGCGCCUUAUGGUGGGGAGUCCACUGGAAUUAAUGCAGCUAUCAGUCGAAGCGUUAGAUUCAAGAACUGAUAUAUUAUCAAUACGUUUGACAUUGUAAUAUUACACUACAAUAUCAUUCUAUUUUUCGGUUAAUUUUGAACCGCCGCACCUGCGUAGAUGGGAGUAUAACUUGCAUGAUUGUUGGUUGGAAAAGGAACAUCUUUGGCAUAUAAAAUGUUGUCAAGUUGUCAAUUUUGGUAGUAUUUCAGAUUGUUGUAUUUUACUUUUCAACUUUUUAAAUGACAACCUAAGUUGCUCAAGAUAUGCAGACUUGAGAUUCAACUA